This is a messenger RNA of Lottia gigantea (owl limpet), 204 nucleotides long. RefSeq lists its product as hypothetical. NCBI's taxonomy places the organism in Eukaryota, Metazoa, Mollusca, Gastropoda, Lottiidae. The annotation marks the transcript as partial. The record is from RefSeq and is a predicted model, not a curated record. Gene Ontology annotation, molecular function: protein binding. The transcript has a single exon.
ACUCCCUUACACCAUGUUUCGCGUCUCGGACAUGUCGAUUGUGCCGAUUUACUCAUUGAACAUGGAGCACAAGUAAAUAGUUCUGACUUUCGACAAAAGACUCCGCUACAUCAUGCAGCAGACAACAACCAAACAGAUAUAGCUAAUACCUUGAUCCGACACGGGGCAGACGUCAAGGUCCAAGAUGAAGAUGGACUGAAUCCU